GCAUUCGAGGUGACCUAUCUUCUUCCAGCUCAACAGCAAGUCGAUCACCAUGCCGUGCCGGGGGUAUGCCACGACGGCCAUGGAGCUCCUGCAGGACAGCAUCCCCAUGGUGUCCCUCGCCGUCGCGGCCGCCGCGCUGUACGCGCGGGCGUCGUCGUCGCUCCUCCGCCCUGGACUCCCGCGCCUCAUCGCCCUCCUCCCCCUGUUCCCGCUCCUCGUCGCCGCGCCCCUGGCCUUCCCCUCCUCCGCCAUCGUCCGGGGCCUCGCCGCCUUCUUCCUGGCCUGGCUCUGCACCUUCAAGCUCGCCCUCCUCGCCGUCGGCCGCGGCCCGCUCGACCCCGCCCUUCCCGUGCUUCCGUUCCUCUUCACCGCCUUGCUCCCCGUCAAGCUCGCCGCCAGAGCCUCCAAAGCCAAGCCGGUGUCCCUCGUUUCUUGCGCGGUGAAGGUGGCCAUCAUAGCCGCCGUGGUCCGGCUGUACCAGUUCAACGACCGCCUGCACCUGUACGCGCGCCUAGCCCUGUACGGCGUCCACACGUACUGCUUCCUGGACCUCCUCCUCCCCUGCAUCGCGGCUGCCGCCGCCGCGCUCGGCAUGGAGGCGGAGCCGCAGUUCAACCGGCCGUACCUGGCGUCGUCGCUACGGGACUUCUGGGGCCGCAGGUGGAACCUCAUGGUUUCCGCCAUCCUCCGGCCGUCCGUCUACGACCCCGUCCGCGCGCUGGCCGGGAUCCCUGCCGCUGUCCUAGCUACCUUCGCCGUGUCCGCGCUGAUGCACGAGGCCAUGGUGUACUACCUCAGCCUGCAGUGGCGGUCCGACGGCAUGAUGGCUGCCUUCUUCCUGCUCCACGGCGUUUGCUGCGUCGUCGAGGGGUGGUGCGCUCGGCGGUGGCCGGCGCCGCCACGGGCCGUGGCUACGGUGCUGGUUGGGCUCUUCGUCACGGCCACGUCGUUCUGGCUCUUCUUCCCUGCGCUUUGCAAAGACGGAGUUGAGGAGAAGCUGCUGCAGGAGUGGGCUGCGGUGGCCGCCUUCUUCCAGGACGCCGGCGGGAAGAUACCAUGGUCCAUGGUACGCACAACUUAGUACCCAAAGAAAAGUACAACCUAGAGAAAAGUGUAUCCUGUUUGGCACUCUGUUGACAGAUCAAAUAUAAUUAACUCUGAAAAGGAGAAAAAUAAAGGAGCAUGUUGGGAUGUCCGUUAGAGGUUGGAUUAAACUAGCUAGAUGGACAUUGGGCGCCUUGCCACGCCAUUCUCUGUUGUUGUCAUUUAAAUAGAAAGAAAAAAUAGACGUGAUGCCACGUUCACUCCUUCGUGUGACACAUAUUACGUCCAAAUUCUGGAAAAA
This is a messenger RNA of Lolium rigidum, 1345 nucleotides long. Its product is annotated as acyl-CoA--sterol O-acyltransferase 1-like. The coding region runs from base 50 to 1081 and encodes 343 amino acids. The transcript has a single exon. NCBI's taxonomy places the organism in Eukaryota, Viridiplantae, Streptophyta, Magnoliopsida, Poales, Poaceae. The record is from RefSeq and is a predicted model, not a curated record. Gene Ontology annotation, biological process: lipid metabolic process.